AUAAAACGAAUCUUAUAAAACGUGGUGGUGAUGAGUCGCCGUGCAAGUGUGAUGGCAAAGAUAAAAGGGGUCUUAUAAAACGUGGUGGUCAAGAGGAUGAUUGUUGUAAGCCCCCUCCGCCGCCCUGUUGCACUGUCACCGUUUGCAAGACUAAAGUGGUCACUGUUGAUGAUUGCUGCGUGACAGUCUGCAAAACUAAAUCUAUCCCAUGCUUUGUAACAUCGAAAGUUACUACUUGCUGCGAAACAAAACCGACAGGUGGUCAUGAAGAUGGUCAUCCUCCUAAAGAUGAUAAACCUGCUGGAGAUCCACCUGCUGAUCCCCCUGCUACCCCUGCUCCAACUACUCCCCCUGCUCCAACAAAAACUUAA
Ambispora leptoticha is the source of this 371-nucleotide messenger RNA. The record is from the annotation of a GenBank genome assembly. Lineage: Eukaryota; Fungi; Glomeromycota; Glomeromycetes; Archaeosporales; Ambisporaceae.